AUGGGAGAGAUGAACCCAGAAAAUCAACAGGAAAAGUGCUUUAUGAGAGGCCGUUCGGGCCCCGCCCACCCGGAGAGCGACCGCGCCGUGGGCGGGAGUGGGGCGGCGGACUGGCACCCGGGUGGCCUCGCCGUCCAGCGACCGGGCUGCGUCGGGCCGACCCCCACCCGCUGCCAGCCUCGUAACCUGUCAGGCGGUCAGAUCUGGGGGCGCGACCCACACCUUCUGGAAUCCGUGAGGCCCCUGCCCGCAGCGUGUCCAGGUGCCAAGCGAAGCCAAGGAGCGUUGGGAGUCAGGCCCCUGGGGACCCCCAGUUCCAGUUGCACCACUGAAGGACUUCUGCCCUCUGAUGCAGUAAAGCUCUCCAUGGACCAUUUUUAUAAGCAGAUUGUGUCUGGAGAGAAUAGGCGUCCCCUCCCAGGCCGCGGAGCCCGCCAGUACAGUACAUCCAGCUCCCUGGAUGGCCCGUGGAGGAAGACAGUCGUAUCUGAUGCUCACAGCCGCUCACAGCCGGCUUCCUCGGCUCUGACGACUUCACGCCAGCCCUCACCUCACCGCACUGACGUGGCGCUUACCUGUUGGUGUUUCCCACUGUCCGUAAUCCUCCUGACAAUAGGGACUGCCUUCGGUCGGCGUCCCCUCACCCGGCACCACGCCUGGCUUGAUUAGGAGCUCGGAUGGUGUUUGAACAUCAGUGUGGAACGUCACGAGCAUCCUCACGCCUCCUGCCUUCAUCUUCCUCCCCCCCCCCCCGCCCCCCGCCACGGACGCUGACACAGGGAGGGGCGCGUGGCAUUCACUGCCUUAAUGUACCCAAGCCUCCCUCCCCACAGCUGUAAAAUGGGAGUGAUGGGGAGGGAGAUCUCUUAGCCCAGAGCCUGGCACAGAAUAGGCGC
Prionailurus viverrinus (fishing cat) is the source of this 896-nucleotide messenger RNA. RefSeq lists its product as uncharacterized. The record is from RefSeq and is a predicted model, not a curated record. NCBI's taxonomy places the organism in Eukaryota, Metazoa, Chordata, Mammalia, Carnivora, Felidae. The transcript is spliced from 4 exons. The coding region runs from base 1 to 669 and encodes 222 amino acids.